Messenger RNA from Carlito syrichta (Philippine tarsier), 2761 nucleotides. It is a transcript of the gene TTC39A, whose product is annotated as tetratricopeptide repeat domain 39A. The record is from RefSeq and is a predicted model, not a curated record. The transcript has 18 exons. Lineage: Eukaryota; Metazoa; Chordata; Mammalia; Primates; Tarsiidae. Bases 59 to 1849 code for a protein of 596 amino acids. Gene Ontology annotation, molecular function: protein binding.
UCUCACGGAGCUGCGGUCCCGCGGCGUUCGGAGCCGCCUCCCCCACCGGCCUCGCGGCAUGUGCACCUGUGGGUGGGUCCUGUUAGUGUCACCCCCGUCACGGACGAGGAGACUUAGGCACAGCUCCCAAGUGACUUGUCGUCGGGCCCCCAGGAGGACUCCUGUGAGCAGCCUCCAUGAGGCCCUGGACCAGUGCAUGACCGCCCUGGACCUCUUCCUCACCAACCGAUUCUCAGAAGCACUCAGCUACCUCAAGCCCAGAACCAAGGAGAGCAUGUACCACUCGCUGACGUAUGCCACCAUCCUGGAGAUGCAGGCCAUGAUGACCUUUGACCCUCAGGACAUCCUGCUCGCAGGCAACAUGAUGAAGGAGGCGCAGUUGCUGUGUCAGAGGCACCGGAGGAAGUCUUCCGUGACAGAUUCCUUCAGCAGCCUGGUGAACCGCCCCACUCUGGGCCAAUUCACGGAAGAGGAGAUCCACGCUGAGGUCUGCUAUGCGGAGUGCCUGCUACAGAGAGCAGCCCUGACCUUCCUGCAGGAUGAGAACAUGGUGAGCUUCAUCAAGGGUGGCAUCAAAGUUCGAAACAGCUACCAGACCUACAAGGAGUUGGACAGCCUGGUCCAGUCCUCACAGUACUGCAAGGGGGAGAGCCACGGGCACUUUGAAGGAGGGGUGAAGCUCGGUGUGGGAGCCUUCAACCUGACACUGUCCAUGCUUCCCACUAGGAUCCUGCGGCUGCUGGAGUUUGUGGGGUUUUCAGGAAAUAAGGACUAUGGGUUGCUGCAGCUGGAGGAGGGCGCGUCAGGGCACAGCUUCCGCGCCGUGCUGUGCGUCAUGCUGCUGCUGUGCUACCAUACCUUCCUCACCUUCGUGCUUGGUACUGGGAAUGUCAACAUCGAGGAGGCAGAGAAGCUCUUGAAGCCCUACCUGAACAGGUAUCCAAAGGGCGCCAUCUUCCUGUUCUUUGCGGGGCGGAUCGAAGCCAUUAAAGGCAACAUUGACGCAGCCAUCCGGCGUUUUGAGGAGUGCUGUGAGGCCCAGCAGCACUGGAAGCAGUUCCACCACAUGUGCUACUGGGAGCUGAUGUGGUGCUUCACCUACAAGGGCCAGUGGAAGAUGGCCUACUUCUACGCUGACCUGCUCAGCAAGGAGAACUCCUGGUCCAAGGCCACCUACAUCUACAUGAAGGCCGCCUACCUCAGCAUGUUUGGGAAGGAGGACUACAAGCCGUUUGGGGAUGACGAGGUGGAGUUGUUUAGGGCUGUUCCAGGCCUGAAGCUCAAGAUUGCUGGGAAAUCUCUACCCACGGAGAAGUUUGCCAUCCGAAAGUCCAGACGCUACCUCUCCCCCAACCCUGUCUCAUUGCCAAUCCCUGCUCUGGAAAUGAUGUACAUCUGGAAUGGCUAUGCUGUGAUCGGGAAGCAGCCGGCACUCACGGAUGGGAUACUCAAGAUUAUCACCAAGGCUGAAGAAAUGCUGGAAAAAGGCCCAGAAAACGAGUACUCAGGGGAUGACGAGUGCUUGGUGAAAUUGUUGAAAGGCCUGUGUCUGAAAUACCUGGGCCGUGUCCAGGAGGCCGAGGAGAAUUUCAGGAACAUCAUGGCCAAUGAGAAGAAGAUUAAGUAUGAUCACUACUUGAUCCCCAACGCCCUGCUGGAGCUGGCUCUGCUGUUAAUGGAGCAAGGCCGAAAUGAAGAGGCCAUCAGACUCCUGGAAUCUGCCAAGCAAAACUACAAGAAUUACUCCAUGGAGUCAAGGACACAUUUUCGAAUCCAGGCAGCUACACUCCAAGCCAAGUCUUCCCUAGAGGAUGGCAACAGAUCCAUGGUCUCAUCAGUGUCCUUGUAGCUUUGUGCAGCAGUCCCUGGCUGGAAGACGAACAGAGACAGCUGGACAGAGCUCCUGGAAACAUUUCAAAAGAUCCUCUCCCCCUCUCCUGCCUUGCCUUUGGGGACCACCGGUGCUCCAGUGGGAUGGCAGGACACGGGCAUCUGUGCAGAAGCCAUACCCGCAUUUUCACCAGUGUGGCCAAGGGCCUUUGCCAUGGGCAGAGCGGGUGGAGCCCUCUGCCUGCCCUGCCACACAUACGGGUACUUGUUUUUCACUGUGAUGUUGAAGAGAAUGUAUGAACAGUUUACAUUUUCCUUAGAAAUACAUUGAUGGGAUCACAGUUGGCUUAAAAAAAAAAACAACAAAAAACCAACACCAACGAACCACCUGUAAAUCUUUGUUUUCACCCCUCAUGUUUUGAAGGUAAAUCUCUUUAUAUGAUGCCAAAGGGCAAACUGCUUUUCAAGCGCCAGCAAGCUUUCAGCUUCUGGGACUGGAAGGUUCUUCCUCUCAGAGGACCUGAGGAGUGCCCGGAGAGUCUGAGCCUUAGGCUUUGAUGCUUCUGGGGUUGGCACGGAGGCUGUGCACAGACACCCACUACCUUACUUCUCACCCCUGUCUCACGCCCUUUGCAACUUUCUAUUUGAAAAAUCAAACACGUCUUCUGAGUGAGAUAAAACUUGAGCCCAUCUGCAGAAAAGCCAUCUCCGCCAGGAGGAAAGGGCUGCCAAGGCCGCUGGGGGGGCUGCAUGGCCCUUUCUGUGCCAAAGCCAGGAAGUUUGGGGGACAGCGGGAAGGUUCUGUAUCUUUACUGUACGCCAAACAAGCCAAUGGGAAUAAUUCAUGAAACAUAAAACUCCACUGUACUUCACUCCAAGGUACAUUUAUUUACUGACAGCAUUUUUCUUAGCAAUAGAACGGUUGUUUUUG